UUCUUAACCUUUUUCAUUAUAAUAUAAAAGAAUACAAACUGUUAUAAUCUUAAAUCUAAAUAAUAAAAACUAAAAAAAAAAAAAUGAAAAAUUUUAUUAAAAAAUCCUUGUCAAGUGCCAUUAUCUUAAUCAGUAUUAUUUCUUUAAUAUCAUCACAAUCUAAUGUGUCAACAAAAAUUAUAUUCAAAAGUUCAACCCCAUACCGGAAAAAUUGCCAAUGUAUUUAUUUAAGUGGCACGCAAAAUCAAAAAUGGACAAAAUUUAAUAUUUCAUCGGCCGACUAUAAACGUUAUAAUAAUUCAGAAUGUGUUUUAAUUUUUAUUACUGGAACUGAACAGGAAAUUAUUGAAAUGAGAUUUGAGGAAAUUAUACUAAGACCAAAGUGCUUAGAUCAAAUACACAUAUUUGAAAAUUUACGUGAACCACAUAUUCAGGAAACAAAUCAACCGGAAGAUACAGUAUGUUUUGAGAAUGUUUAUCAAUUCCUACUAAAAAAUUUUGAAACAAACUCAAAUAAAACUUUAUCAAAUACAAAAACCUUUAUUCACAAUAGUCUUGGUGAAAAUAAAAUUAAUAAUAUUAAUGUACAAUAUAAAAAUAAUAUUAUUGAAGACACAAACCUUCAUAAGCAAUUCGAUAGAUUGCAAAUAAAUGGAAAAAAUUCACCAAUGAAUUUUAAUAGAGGAAAUGAAGAAUUUCAUAUUGAAAGUUCAUCAUCAAUUUUUAGUUCAGAAAAAGUUCUUGCUAUGCGAUUGAUUUAUGGGCACCUAAACCAAAAUCAACCAUUUGAAGUUAUUGGAAAAUUCAAGUUUAUAGAUAAAAAUCUAUUCAAAACCGAUGGAAAUUUAGUACCGUCAACAUUUUGUGACUAUGAAUUUUUACCUCAUGUGCCAAUCAAAUUUGUCAACUAUUCUAAGAGAAUUGAUUUUUAUCAAGGUUUUAAUAUUAAUAACGAAUCAGAUGUAUGGAGAUAUUUUUAUUCACCUAGAUAUCCAGCAAAAUAUCCAAAUCAUAUAAAAUGUUCAUAUAUGUUUAUUGGAGGCUAUGGCGUAUCUGGCGUAAUGCCAGAUUGGUCCUGUCUGUUGUUCAUGCAUGCUGGUCUUGGUCAUGCAGAAUGUUCAUGCAUUGUGAUCAUACAAGUUGGUCAUGGCGAUUGUUCAUACAUGCAACGCAGAUUUCAGAACCGAGUUGAAGUAAUAUUUGAUGACAUCCUCUUAUUAACAGGACAUAGCAGUUGUCUCGGACAUACUGAUAAAAUAAUCAUAUAUGAUGGUAAAACACCAGAUAAAUCAUCAAUAGUUGAUGUAAUUUGUAAUGAAACACCUAGCCGUAAAAUUAUCAGUUCCGGACCAAAUUUUCUUAUUGAAUUCGAAGCAAGUGCAAAUCGUACAUCAUUUGGUUUCAGUGCCAGAUAUCGUUUCAUUGAUAUUUUAUUCAAUAAAAAAAAUAAUUAUUCAGAAAAUCAACCAGUUGACAACAAGCAAACUUUUGUAAUACCACAAAAACCAAAAAAUAAAACAAAUUCUUUUAUAAUAAUUGGAAAUAAUAAAAAUGAUUUUAGAAAUGACAUCACUAACAACAAUAUCAAUAAUACAUCAAAUUCAAGGAUAAAUAUUAAUAUUCAAAAUAAUAAUAUAAAACCGACAAUGUCGGUAACAACAAAAUCUGCAACAGAAUCAACAACAACAGCAAAAAUUACAUUAACAACAUUUCUUUAUAAAACUGUAAAAGGAGAAGUUGUCAAAAGUAACAACAACAACAACAACUAUAAUAAUGAUAAUAGCAAUAAGAAUACCACAUUUACCACAAAUACCACUCCCAUAACUAUAAACAUAAAAGUUCCAAUGAAUAUUAAGCCAAAUGUAACCACAGUCUUGAAUACAACAUCGUCUAUUGAUGUACAAAAUAAAACUAAAACAACAUCAAAAUUAAUACUGGAGAAUAUAGAACCGUUAUGGCCAUCAGGAAAAGUUCGUUUUAUAAAAGAAAAAAAAGAGUACAGAAAGAACAGGAGAUUAAAAAUGGAAAAUGAAAUUAAUAACGGAAAAAUGUUUGAAGAAUUUGAAAAAGCUGGAGAAUUAAAAUCUGGAGUAGAUGUAAAUUAUUUACUGCAUGCAAAUCCGAAUUGGAAUUAA
This is a messenger RNA of Condylostylus longicornis, 2135 nucleotides long. RefSeq lists its product as uncharacterized. The transcript has 11 exons. The coding region runs from base 84 to 2135 and encodes 683 amino acids. NCBI's taxonomy places the organism in Eukaryota, Metazoa, Arthropoda, Insecta, Diptera, Dolichopodidae. The record is from RefSeq and is a predicted model, not a curated record.